Messenger RNA from Pecten maximus, 8836 nucleotides. Its product is annotated as short transient receptor potential channel 4-associated protein-like. The transcript is spliced from 24 exons. Gene Ontology annotation, molecular function: phosphatase binding. Gene Ontology annotation, cellular component: Cul4A-RING E3 ubiquitin ligase complex. Gene Ontology annotation, biological process: ubiquitin-dependent protein catabolic process. The record is from RefSeq and is a predicted model, not a curated record. NCBI's taxonomy places the organism in Eukaryota, Metazoa, Mollusca, Bivalvia, Pectinida, Pectinidae. The coding region runs from base 42 to 2348 and encodes 768 amino acids.
UUUUACCGCCGAGCACAGAAAAAGAUCACAUCGAAAGAAAUAUGCUUGGAAGAAAAUUAGCCAAAUCUGUUAACAAAAACUCCGUAUUCCUUGCUCAUGAGCUAUGGCAAUAUUCAGGAAAUUCAUACAGACGCAUAAGCCAGCUACCUGAACAUAUUGUAGAAGACUUGAGUGAUGGAAGUGGAAUUCCUGAGCUGAUUGCAGAGCUUGAUCAUUUCAGUGUCCGCUUAGAUGCUGAAGAUGACUUGUGUUGGGAAAAUCUCAAGACCCUACUGGGCAACUUGAUGAACUUUGAGCCCCGGAGGAGUCAGGAUGAGGCAUCCCUGGAUGAAGAACAAAACAAAUAUGCCACACAAUUUUAUGAACAUGGUGGAGUGGAGGUACUUCUCCGCAUCCUUAUGUUCAACACUGUUUUUCCCAAGGUUGGGAGGAAAGUCAAAGUUGGUUUCCCAGAAUCUGAGCUGUUGCUGAGGGUGAAAAGUCUAGUACUAGAAAUCCUUACCAAGGUUACAACAACGUGUAUCGGCGACAAGGUUACUGCCCAGCUGAUGGCAAACGAUGAUGUACUCAAUUAUGUGUUCACUCUGCUGGCUCAUCAAAAAACCUUCAUCAACUCGUGUCAACUGGUGGAGGAUAUGCUUCAAUCACGUCGGGAGGUCCUCGACCUUCACAGAAUUCAUAACCUACGGGGCCUGAUUAGUACUCUGGAGGAUCACCAGUUAGCCAACUUCUGUAGGAUCCUGGCUGUAGCCAUUUCCGACCUUGACAUCUAUGAAAACAAAUCCUCUUUGUUUCAACAAAAUAAACAGAAAAGAAGCAGAGGCUUUGUAAAUAUCCGAGACAUAAACCAAGAGCUCUUACUUGCAAUACCAGAUCUUUUACCCAGACUAGUGAAUUUGGCUGUAGCCAAGGACUACACUCCACGAUAUCGAGGAAUGGUUAGUGAACUUGAUUGUUGGAUGGAAUGGAUCGAAAACCAGAUGGCUGAGGAGAUGUAUGACACACCAGCCAUGGAUGAUCUGGAGGACUUUAUAGGAGGUAUCUCGGAGCCGACAUCUGCGGGUGGUCCAAUGAACGUACAACAGGGCUUGAAGAUUACAGAAGAAUUGGUACAACGAGUAGAGGUUGUGUAUGUCCUAGGUCUCUUUCUGCUGGGAAAACACCGUAAAAAGGUACAAAGAAAGCUGGCAGAACUGAAGUUAGCACCUGGUCUAAGUGAACUGUUCGACCAGUUUAUCUGGAAAUGUCAAGUAAGGCACAGUACAAGGCACAGAUUACGAGGUCACAACGCUGCCUGUGAAUGCAGUCCGGAGGUGGCACUGAAAAUUCAGUUUUUGAGGCUUGUACACAGCUUUUGUGAUCACUCAGAUUACAAACAUCUAUUGUUAUCAAAGAAUGAACUCAAUGAAGUGAAAAGAAUAAAUUUGAAAGCUGGUUCUUUGGCAUUAGGUAGCUUAGAAAAUGUGAAUCGACAACUGAUGUGUAAAGGCAGUAAAGGUCUAUUGACGAAGAUAGUAGAAGUGAUGAAGAAGGAACCAACAACCUCCACAUUCAGGUUCUGGCUGGCCAGAGCAGUAGAAAGCUACCUACGAGGAAACACAUCUUACUGUGAUCAAGUCUUCUUAAUGCGCAGAGGGUUGUUGCAGCAUGUAGCAAGCAAUAUCGUAGAACACGAGAUAAGACACAAAGAAAUCCUACAGAGCAGCUUUGACCUGCUGGGAGAGCUCAUCAAGUUCAACAUCGAGGCCUUCAAGACAUUUGAAGAAAUCCUUACAACACAGGCAAAGUUUGAGAAGUUCAUCACUACUGUAAAUAGAAAUCUUGUAGACUCCAACAUGUUUAUCAGAAGUCUGGUGUUGUCUCUUGAACACCUCACAGAGGAGGACACAACAUAUAAAGAAUAUGCCAAAAAGGACAACAAAUUACUGAUGUACAUUGGGGACUUCAGUAAACAACUAGACUACCUCUACAAACUUAUCAAGAUUAUUAACGUAGAGAAUCUCACACAGGAAAACGUUAGUUGCCUGAAUACCACCUUGGUCUUUCUGAUGUUUGCUAACCGUAAGGGUCAGCUCCCCAAAUAUCUGCAGGCCCUUCGAGACGAGAAAGAAGAUCUGAUGGAUGUCAGUGGGUCGGCCAAUCUCUUACGCAACUUCAGGGAUCUCUUAACAUUUUGGCAAGACCAUUACCUCCACAAAGACAAGGAUUGUAGUGCUCUAGAGAAGAGUUCGCGGAUUAGCUUCGAGUACUGGAAGCAGACAGUGUCCGUGUUAGUGUGUGACGAUAAGGAUGACAAGGCAGGAAUCCUACACUAUGUGUCGCCCAUGCCUUGUGACCGGCCCAAUUGAGCCUAUCUUCCACUUACACACUCAAAAUAGGCUUGUGCCUACAGGCAGUGCUAUUCCGCAGUCGCUACAAAGAUUUCAGUUUUUACAACUGUCAAUCAUAGUGUCUAUUUAAGUUAUAAGUUGACUGUCUUCAUAGCAUGCUGUGCUCUGCAAUUGAUUUCAUUACACUGUCGGUUAGUGCAGAUAUGCUAGCCAUGGACAGACUCCUAUGGUUGGUUGUGCGUUCUGGGAAUUGCCUAUUAUGCUUGAUAAAUCAUGCACGUUUGAACGUGAAGACUUGUUUAAGUCUAGUGGCCACAGUUCAAUUGUACACCAUGUGAGACAGUUUCAUUUGACAGUUGAGCUGGUUGGCGCCUCACAAGCUGGACCUGUAUUGAGGCAACAGACUUGUGCUGCUCCUCUGACAAGGAAGUGCAACUUCGGCUGGACUGCCUUGGCACUUUACAGAGGAAUUUCAUGUGUUGAACACCAUGCUGAAGUCUCAGUUUUACCUUCCAUGACAUGCAGUCUGUUUUUGCGGUUGGUGAGAUUUUGACAGAGGGACACCAACACCCUGGGUAAUGUGUUGACCAAAUGUGUUCCGAUAUCAUCUUAAUGAUUUAAAUCUAUUAUUCGUUCGUGUUGAAAUAUAUACAUAGUCAUUUAAAUGUGUAUUACCGUUUGUUGUUUAUUGCUGGACAGAUUAUUUUUGAUCAGCAAAAAAAUUUAAAAACUAAAUGUCAUACAAUUUCUGGUGGAGGUAUGAGUCUCCAAAAGAUAGUUUUUAUUUUAGACUUUCAGUGCAUAGCAGUGUGUUAUAUGUGGAAUGCAAUGGAUGCAUGUUGUUGGAAAUUUUGAAUGUGUAAUGAGUGGCGAGCAAUAAGGUUAUUGUAAAUAAAGAAUCUGAGUGAAACAGACUUAAAUAAAGACUUUCUGUGAAGCAGACUAACUUUUAAAUCUGUGAUAUUUCACUCCCUUAUAAUUUUUUUUUUUUUUUUUUUAGCAUAAUAAAAGAUAUUCAAAGAUUGGCUAAUUGAUUAGCAGCUAAUCUUUUGACUCAAGUGUUGCAUAUCUUCACAAAGAAUAGAAAAAAAAUUGAAAUCAUGUUUAUAAUAAAGUGUUGUUGGCAAUCAUUUUGUAAUGUUGAUAAAUUCAUGUUCAUAAUUUGAGUAGAUUUACUUAAAUGUUUUCUUGACAGCAAGAGUUUAUAUUCAUAAUUUGUUUAGGUUUGAUGGAGUUAAAGAUGGAAAUAAUAGAUAUAAAAGUAAUUGUUUGGCUGAGGAUGGAUUCUCACCAACAUUUAACCACUUUUCAUCAUUAAAAUGUAUAAUUGUGCCUCCUAAAGCAAAUCAAAACUGAAAUCAAUAUAACAGCUAGAUACAAUUUGCUAUAAACUGUUUAAAUACAUUUAAUGAUAAAAUUUUAUGGUACGUAGCUAUGUUGUACAUCUAGAUCUGCUAUUGAAUCAACAUGAGUUUUUUGUUAAAUAUCAGAAACCUACAGUUCAUUUAGAGAAUAUAUAUAUAAGUUCUAUAUUAAUAGCUUUAAAUUUUCAUCUUCACAAUAAUAAAAUAGUUUUAAAAGUGUAUUGAUGGUAUUCCUAUUCUAACAGUUUGUAUGAAUUGCUGUAGCCUAUAAGAAGACGCUCAUUACAACAAACUCUUGCUUAUCAGAUAUGUACAAUAAAAUAGCAAUAUAGUAGUUGUUUCCAAUUUUGAGUUCUUUAGUCCGGAUUUACCUUAGAACAUUUUUAUUUUGUUAGUGGUGCAUCCAUUGUACUAUAAGAUAAAUGUUCAUAGAUUUGAAUAGAUCCAUACUGAAGAAAGAUGAAAAGGUUAUUUAAUUUGUGUUGGCGUCGUAGCAACAUUCUACAUUGAAGGUGGUUCCUGCUGUAGUGAUUUUUGAUGUGAUAAGUCAGCAAGUUAUUUAUUUUUCAAUGAAUUUGUAUAAAUAUGUGCAUCACCAAUGUGAAUUUUGAUCUCAUUUUUAAAAUGCCUUAACUAUUUUGAAGCAAAAAUAUAAAUUUUAACCAGAGUUUGCGUGUCUAUAAUAGAAUAAAAGAAUUUCUUUAAUGUUUUUGAUUUGUGAUAUAUUUAAAAAAAAAAUCAAAUACCGAUGGUGUAUAUAUAGAUAACAACAGAACUAAACAAUACAUAGGAAAGAUGAAUGAUUACCUCAUUAUCCUCAGUACAAAUAGAUAAACUUUACUUACUUCAGGUUUCAUGAAUUUGAAACUGUCUUCUUUUAUUUAUAACCUAGAUUCUAGAUUUAACAUUAUUCCACAAUAUUAACAACGAUUUGAGAAGAAAAAAUUAAUCCAUGAUAGGAAGUUAUUCCUUGUUUAAAUCUUACCAAAGAAAUUGUUGGAAGUUAACAUUUAUUACAUGUUCUUGAAUUUUCGGCAGAUCUUUGUAGUAAUGUGAUAAUAAUGGAUUCGUGCAAACCUAAGGUAUCAUUUUGAUAAUCACAUGUACCAAAUUUGUGGCAGAUCUUGGUAGUAAUGUGAUGCUAUUGGAAUACACACAACCUUAGGCAUCAUUUUGAUUAUUACUUAAAAAGAAAGUGUAUUAGACAGAGAAAAUGUAUUAGAAUUCUGUUCCAUUUUUUAGCCCACCAUCAUCAGAUGGUGGGCUAUUCAAAUCCCUUUGCACAGAUUAGUAAAAUGAAGGGAAAAGUAGAGAAAAGAUCAAUCUGACAUGGAACCUAUGAAGAUCAUUCAAUGGUGGGCGCCAAGAUCCCUCUGGGAUCUCUUGUUUUUAAAUUGAGAUGUGUCCGAGUCUCUAAUCUUGAAUUUCAAAGUUAAGACUCCAUUUGAUUAAAUUUGCCUAGAUAUCAGUUGUUGAUAUGUUAAAUGUUGUCGUAGAAACGGUGCUCCGAGUACGGGUGUAUACAUAUGUGCAUGGCUUGGUGUGUAGCAGAUACUGAGUUUAAAAUAAAACAAACGGGUGUGUAUUAAAUUCUGGAACAUCACUACCAGAUUGACCUUUCCGACACAAAUUUUUGUUUCAUCUGCAGAUUUAAUCUGAAUCAUUGCCAACUAUUUCUGUUCUAAUGAUUAGAUAUUGAAAUAUUUCAAGAGUUUCAUAUUUUUUUUUAAACAUUGGUAAAAUUGUUCAGUAUUUGAUGGUUUCUCAUAAGGACCCUUUGCUGACAAUGCAAUAUUUCCUAGAUUUUUCUCUCUCGAUUGAAUGUGAUAUUGAUAUUAUAGUAAAAAAAAUAUUCUAUCCAAGGUUUUUUUUACCUUCAUUAAAAUAACAAUAAAUGUUAAUGUUGUGUCCUUCAGUAUUAAGUAGUUACAUGAUUAUUAAUAAUAGACCAUGGCCGUUUUCGUUUUUUCGGUCCAAACGGUUGGACCAGUUGGACCGGUGUUGUUCGUUUAUGAGAUCAAGACGGACCUGGUGAUUUUAUAUUGUUUUCAGACGAGCCUUGACAAAGACUUCCAAGGCCUUUAUUAACAUUUGCAGGUUCGUGAGGAUAUAUGUUUGAAAUAUUACAUUUAAAAACUGACGAACCGGUUUGUCCGCAUAAAGGAACAGGCCCCAUAUGUCUGUGCCAGAAUUUUAGGAUAAUUUGAUGAGGGUAGUCUCCCUUAGAUUAUGUCCUUACCCUCCUUCAAAACGUGGUGGUACUGAGUUUAUUUGCAUAGAGUGAAUGAGCCAACUUUUGAGUGUUCCUUUGGGAGUCUGACAAGAGUAUGACGUGCAAACUUGAAUGAUUGUUUAUCGUUGUAAAAAUGUUUGAACCAAAUUGUAUUGCAUGAUCAUGAUUUGUCCGUGGUGUAAAUUCUGAUAUAAAAUAGUGUGUGUUAUUUGUAUUUCUUGUUAUAAAAUGUGGUUGACAUUAAAUAAAGAUGUUUUCUAAUGUAGAAUUUUCACUUGAUUUCACUGUGUAAAUGGUGUUAAAUCAAAGUGUUCAACUCUUAAUCAUUUCAGAUAUAAAUAUAGUUUUAAAUGCAAGUUUCUGAGGUUAAAAUCAAUAACAAUGAAAUAUGCUAUUCCUUUCAUUGAAUUAUUUUUUAGGAAACACAUUUCAUAAUUUUUCUUACAUUUGCAAAAAAAUAUCUCAAAAUAUUUAAUGAACUUUUUCGGGCACAUUCAAUGCUGAUAUCUAAUUAAAUCUGUUGUUCAUUCAAUUGAUAUGAAUGCUAUAUGAAAAAGAACUCCAGCAUUUUUGGCAAGUAUUAAUGUGUUCUGAUUAAAAUGAUCAAAUUUUAUCUCCAUGAAAUAUACAACUGAAAUAAUUGUUUUACUCGCCUUUGAACCAAAACAUGAGGAAAGCAUGAUCUCAUUGCUAAAACCGAUUGUUUUCAUGUCAACGUGCUCUUUACUUAACAAUAAAAUGUUUGAGCUGAUUUUGAAUAGAAUGUGCAUGUCAUAUCUUCGAAAAUUUUCACAUCAAAGAAAUUAAAAUCUUAUUUUCAAUUCAUACUUUUAAAAAGGCAUAGUUAUUGAAUGACUGAGAAUACUAGAGAAUUAGCAUGCUGUCUGUCGUGUGUAACUUUACAUUUGAAUGUGUAUGAAUUUUGUAAUAGUUGUAUAACACUCCUGUGGAUGUUAUUGUAAGGCUUGUUUUCAUGCGUUAUCUAAAAGUGAAGAAGUUGUUUUGAAACAGAUAAUUAUAUAAAGAGCCUUCUUAUGCAUGGAGGUGUUUAAAUAAGAUAUUAAAAAAUAUAUACCUGAUAUAUACAUUUAUUUAUUUAUGCUAUGAAAUUGAAUGUUCUGCCAGUAGUAUAUAAUAUAAGGGAUUGUAUGUACUAGAGAAUGUUCUGUCAGUAGUAUAUAAUAUAAGGGAUUGUAUGUACUAGAGAAUGGUCUGUCAGUAGUAUAUAAUAUAAGGGAUUGUAUGUACUAGAGAAUGGUCUGCCAGUAGUAUAUAAGGGAUUGUAUGUACUAGAGAAUGGUCUGCCAGUAGUAUAUAAGGGAUUGUAUGUACUAGAGAAUGUUCUGCCAGUAGUAUAUAAGGGAUUGUAUGUACUAGAGAAUGUUCUGUCAGUAGUAUAUAAGGGAUUGUAUGUACUAGAGAAUGUUCUGCCAGUAGUAGAUAAAGGAUUGUAUGUACAAUACUAGAGAAUGUUCUGUCAGUAGUAUAUAAGGGAUUGUAUGUACUAGAGAAUGGAGAAUUGUAGGUGUCGCUCUCAUCUGAUUGUGAAUUGCAUGACUAAAUUCAGAUUUGUCUUUUUUCUUUCUUUUGUGAACAGUUAACAAGUGCCCUUGUCAAAUAGAUGGGCCAGUUGUGAUUGUGAUUUUGUGAUGAAUUUUUGUUUUAAAACACCCAUUGUAUAAUCCUAUGCUGUAUAUACAUACUUUGGCACGCUCAAAUUUUCAUAUAUUAUCAAGUUUAAUGCAUUGUUGCCGUAAUUGAUUUGGUCCUAAGAAAAGGGAUGUUACAGCAUAAAAUGACAAGAUAUGACCUGCAGUAUGAUCAAAUCCUGGCUGUUACACUAGUUUUUUGGUUUCAGACCUAAAGAUAUAUAAAACUGGGUAUGUAACCCUCAGAUUGCUUUCUAUUUGUGCCAAUGACCUUAAUUCCAGAUGAAUAGCUAAGUUACUAAGCUGGAAAUCGACUGACAUGUUAUUUUUAUCGUUCCCUACAAAUUAUAUCAAGAUUUUUAUCAGAUAUCAAAUAUUUCCCCUAAAUACUAUAUAAUUAUGAAACCAGUUUGACAUUGACUUUGAUCUAUAACUUAUAUUAUAAAUGCACAGUUUUAGGCGGUUUCUGUAAGUGUAGUACUUUGCUGAGUCAAAUGGCCAUCCAUACCAUGUUGACAGAUACUGGUAAUCUGGUUCAAAUUCCAAUAACUGGUUCCCUGGUUUAAAAAAAGACAAUCUUCCUUUCAUAAUUACGGUAAAUUGAGACUCUUUUCAUCUUUUAGCUUUACACAUAGUUAAAUAUAAAAUGUCACUCCUUUGUAAUAUAGAAAUAUUCAAGGUUUUUUUUUCUAAUUGAAAAAUAAUUGCAUGGCAAUUUUGUUUAUGUCUUCAGGUAAAGGCACAUUGUUAUUUAAUGUGUUUCCUUAAAAUAAUAAUUAAAAAUGCUUUAAAAUAUUUUGUCUUGUACAUUGCGAAAUGUUUGGAUUUAAUUGAUAUCUGAAGAGAGCAAUUGUGUAUUUUAUGAUUUUUUUGUGAGCGUGUCUGUUUAUUGAAGACUUGUGUCCCAUAUGUCACCAAAACUCUGGUAAUGCAUCAUUUCUUCAUCAUCGUGUUUCAUUUCUUCAUCCUUCUUUUAUGUGGUCAUAUAUAGGACAUUGUUAUCGUAAACAGAGAAAAUGUUUUAUUUCCUGUUUAACUUUAUAUCAUUUUACCGUAAACAGUCCUGUUUGAUAGGGAACAAAUGCAUGUGUUAACAGUUGAGUUUGGAUAGAAAGAGUGUUGAAAGUCGCAAGAGUGUGGAUGUUUAUGGGCCAACAUGUAAGAUAGUAGAAGGGAAUUCGUAAUUUAUUAUACACUGUAUAUAUAAAAACAAAAUUAAAUGUAUAGUAAAAACAUUAAAAGAAAAUUUUUAAAUAUGAA